ACCAAUUGCGCAGUCGCGUUUUCGAGAUUUCGACGCGCUCAAUGACCGCAUUCUAAAUGUGCUAAAGAGCCAUUUCCAAACAACUCAUACCAAACCCACCUACUCCACUUCUAGUCACAAUGACUGCCACAACCAUUGACCCAGAAACAAGUCCCCAAACUCAAAAACCCCCUCCACCACCCAGCAACCCCGCGCACGAAGAGCACCAAUACCUCUCCCUCAUCCGCGACAUUCUCCAAAAUGGCGAGCACCGUCCCGACCGCACCGGCACCGGCACCUACGCCAUCCCCUUCCCCGCCCAAAUGAAAUUCGCCCUCUCGCACCCCUCCGCCGACCCCACCCAACCACCCCAACUCAUCCUACCCCUCCUCACCACCAAGCGUGUCUUUCUCCGCGCCGUCAUCGGCGAGCUCCUCUGGUUCAUAUCCGGCAGUACACACAGCAAGCCCUUAUCAGACGCCGGCAUCAAAAUCUGGGACGGCAACGGCAGCCGCGCCUACCUCGACAGCGUCGGCCUCUCGCACUACGAAGAAGGCGAACUGGGCCCUGUCUACGGCUUCCAAUGGCGCCAUUUCGGCGCUGAAUACAAAGGUCACGCACACGACUAUACUGGCGAAGGCGUUGACCAGCUCGCUGAGAUAAUCGACAAGCUAAAGAACAAACCGUACGACCGGAGAAUCAUCCUGUCCGCCUGGAACCCCGCUGAUAUCAAGAAAAUGGCCUUACCGCCUUGCCACAUGUUUGCCCAGUUUUACGUUAGUUUUCCGGGGCACAAGCAAGGCGAGGAGCGGCCGAGGGGCGUGCUACAUUCGCUGCUGUACCAGCGCUCUUGCGAUAUGGGACUCGGUGUCCCGUUUAAUAUCGCGUCGUAUGCGUUGCUGACGCAUAUGCUGGCGCAUGUGUGCGAUUUGACACCGGGAACUUUUACGCAUACGAUGGGGGAUGCGCAUGUGUAUCUUGAUCAUGUGGAUGCGCUCAAGGUGCAGGUUGAGCGGGAGCCCAGAGAGUUUCCUGAACUGAGGAUUAAGAGGGAGAUAGGCGGGAGUAUAGAUGGGUGGUUGGAAAGUGAGUUUGAGGUUGUGGGGUAUAAGCCGCAUGCGAGUCUUGCUAUGAAGAUGAGUGUGUGAGCGGAUUUCGGUUCUGAGUACUUUGAAGAGGAAAGAUGGGUAACUAUUAGAUGAUAUAGAUAUGAAUCAUGCAAUUGACGUUAAUUUUCCUUUCGCUUUUCUCUUCUUUUCCCCCUCAAAGAAUUUAUCCGCUUCAGUCUUACAAAAUGCAUACAC
Bipolaris sorokiniana ND90Pr is the source of this 1283-nucleotide messenger RNA. RefSeq lists its product as uncharacterized. The coding region runs from base 120 to 1127 and encodes 335 amino acids. Gene Ontology annotation, cellular component: mitochondrion; cytosol. Gene Ontology annotation, molecular function: thymidylate synthase activity. NCBI's taxonomy places the organism in Eukaryota, Fungi, Ascomycota, Dothideomycetes, Pleosporales, Pleosporaceae. The transcript has a single exon. Gene Ontology annotation, biological process: dTMP biosynthetic process. The record is from RefSeq and is a predicted model, not a curated record.